GCGCAGAGCAGAUACACAUUCUCCUACAUAUCGCGCUGCUGGCAUUGGGAAUUUCCGAAAGUGUGUGCAAUGUAUUAACAGAGAAUCGAGUCUGAAUUGUUCACGCUGCCAGAGAGACCACCUUUGUAAUUGUGCUCUGCAAAGGUAAGAAGAUCCUUAGAAAAUGCCUGAGCAGAGUAAUGAUUACAAUGUCGUGGUGUUUGGGGCUGGGGGUGUCGGAAAAAGCUCCCUGGUGCUACGUUUUGUCAAAGGCACCUUUCGAGAAACCUAUAUUCCCACCAUUGAAGACACCUACAGGCAGGUGAUCAGCUGUGAUAAGAGUGUCUGCACCCUUCAGAUCACUGAUACCACAGGCUCACACCAGUUUCCAGCAAUGCAGCGGCUCUCCAUUUCCAGGGGACAUGCUUUUAUCCUAGUCUACUCCAUCUGCAGCCGUCAGUCCCUGGAGGAGCUGAAACCCAUCUACCAGCAAAUCCUUCAGAUCAAAGGCAAUAUUGAGAACAUCCCAGUCAUGUUGGUGGGCAACAAAUGUGACGAAACAGCCAAGGAGGUGGACAGCAAGGUGGGGGAAGCAUUGGCAAUGGAAUGGAAAUGCGCUUUCAUGGAGACCUCAGCCAAGAUGAACCACAAUGUCAAAGAGCUUUUCCAGGAACUGCUUAAUUUGGAAAAGCGCAGAUGUAUGAGCCUGAAUAUUGAUGGGAAGAAGUCCAAACAGCAGAAGCGAACAGAGAAAUUAAAGGGAAAAUGCAGCAUCAUGUAGACUGUACUCUGCAGUCAAAUGGCAGCUUUGCUUAUUUCAAUUAGACUGUUAGGCAAUCUGUACAGAAGAGCAUCCAUGCUACACCAUCCCCUAUUGCAUAUUAAUUCAACAUCCUGUCCUUUAUAUGCUGACUAAAGUACCAUAACUUGCCAACAUCAAAUUUUGUUUGUUUCACUCAUUGUAUUUUCGAAUUAUUUAGAGUUUAGGCAAUAAAACCUCUUAAACAUAUAAAUAACAAAGAACUUAAUUUGAUCAAAGGCAAAAUUCAUGACUAAAGCAGAUGAGCUUCAGCGAGCCUCCACUGGAAUCACUCUCUCAAGGUCUUUGACAAGAGUUCCUUUGAGUGUCCAUUCUCCCAAGUAUACUUUGUAGUAUUAUAGGUAGGAUGGAGGUUACAUGAACAAUCCUUGUAGGUAUGAUUAAUUCAUAUACUUUUGGUCUCUGUGCCUAUUAUCUACCCUACAUCAUAAGGUAAUUUACUGAAUGUAUUAACUUCUUAAACUUAUAUUAUGUAAAAAGCACAUUCUCUAUAAUCGCUAUAGAUUUUGUGGCCUUUGGUAAUAAAUAGCCACAAAUGAGUAUCAAAACAAUCACUCUUGAAUAGUCAUCCCACUGUAGUCAGGCUGCCCAGCUUUGGAAGUUUUCUACUAUAUUCUGCCUCAUUUAAUUAAAUUAUUGGUUACUUCUCAUUUCAAAUAUAAUCAUGGUAACUAGGAGAUACCAGGAUAAGGACUAGCAAUGACAAUAGAAGCACAAUACUAGGAAAAUGGGAGCAAGCCAAGCAACAUACAAACCCUGUGUCAAAUACCUACAGAUAUAAAACAUGGUAUAAGUGCCUAUAGAGGGACAGGGGGAGUUAAGAGAGUUUUAACUAGUUAAUCCACCAAUAUUUUGCAGUGGACCCCCCAGCUUGAUUUUGAUUUCCUUUCUUUCUACAUUAUAACUUUGUACAGCAUGCAGAAUUACAUCCUUGUCUCUAUGGGGUCUUAGGAAUUGUUAAAAUAAAUUAAACCCGGCCUGCAGAGCACAAUAAAGCACCUGACACAGACCACCAUUUGCUUACUUAAGAAAUGGUUACAGUGCAAAUCUAAGUGAGAGAAAAAGCUGAAAAACGAUGUAGCAUUAUGUUAUCUUUGAUAAGAUACAAUCUAUUGUUCUAUAUUUAAGGACGUCCUCAUCAUUUCUGAGCUAUUUUAACAACACCACCAAAAUAAAAGUAUAGGUAGCUUACCUGCCCUAUGGAUCAUGGUCAUCUCCAUUAUAGAAAGAUUGGUUUAAAGGAGAUUUUGCUGAAUUCCCAGCACCUUAAGCAGUACUACUCUUGGAGGACUAUCCCUGUAUAUAGUUGUACUACACAAAAUACUUAACACGUAUACACACAGUGCUAGUGUAUUUGAACUUAUUGGUGUUUGUGCUGAAUUAUUAUGAUGUGUUUCAUCCUCCCAAUUUUCAUGGAUGGAACAGUUGAUCACUUGGAAUCUUGAUGGUGGUAUUUUGGUCACUGGAUGUUCUCAUACUGGGAAUUGUGCCCAGACAGGACACAACAACACAUUAGUGUUCUGAUACCUCUCACUCUCCAUGGACUCAGCUCCAGAUUAUUUUGAUUUGAAGCUAUAGGACCGAAGGCAACAUUGUGCCCAGUGUAGGAGCUGCACUGAGAUUCUCAAAAGUCAGUGUUCUGUUGAGCAAACAACUCAUAUUUAGUUAUGACCUAGGUUUUCAAAAUUCUCAUCUCAAAUUUGGAUUAAGAACCAUUCAUGAUUUAUUACGUAUAUUGUGAACCCCUUGUCUGCUUCAGUCCAUUUUUCACUCUCAGUGCCAGAUUUUAUUAGGUAAGAUCUCAACUCAAAUUACUCAGCUUUCCAUUAUUUGCUUACCUCAAACAGACCAAUGGACUCCUGUUUUAUAACCAUUUACCCCAUGGAGGUAUUUACUAUGAAUUUUGGCCUCAUAGAGUACUGAGAGAGAUUUUAUACAGUUGAGAACACAAGCAUUACUUACAGGUGCAUGUCAAAUUGGAACGCCAACCAGUCCAAACCUUGCAGGCUGACCAGUUUUCUGCAUUACAUGCAGUGCACUAGAGAUUAGUCUAUGGGCAACAUCAGUGCUCACCCAGUAGAAUAAAUGUUUGCAUCAUGUCAUCUAUUUACUCCAAUGCAUGAAUGAACAUCAAUUGAGUCUGUAGGUCCAACAGGCUAGAAUUAUACCGGAUAAUAAUAUUUUUAUGAAAUUUACAGUUUAUUGUAGAAGAUAGUCUUCCUUUAACAAAUGAAAUAUUGCCAGGUCUCCUCAAUGUAACAUGUUUGCUGAAUGUGUUUUUGCUAA
Molecule: messenger RNA, 3085 nt
Organism: Pristis pectinata (smalltooth sawfish)
Lineage: Eukaryota; Metazoa; Chordata; Chondrichthyes; Rhinopristiformes; Pristidae
Product: GTP-binding protein Di-Ras2-like
Exons: 2
Coding region: 164-760 (198 amino acids)
Biological process (GO): signal transduction
Cellular component (GO): plasma membrane
Molecular function (GO): GTPase activity; GDP binding; GTP binding
Source: RefSeq, a predicted model, not a curated record